Camellia sinensis is the source of this 1817-nucleotide messenger RNA. NCBI's taxonomy places the organism in Eukaryota, Viridiplantae, Streptophyta, Magnoliopsida, Ericales, Theaceae. The record is from RefSeq and is a predicted model, not a curated record.
UCUCUCUCUCUAGGGUUUUAAUUUUCCUUGCCCUUUUUAUAUACAAGUGAGAGGGCAACAAGUAACCGUCUUCUAUUAAUGCUCUGUUUCUAGUUUGUAUAUGAACACAUCUGAUUGAUAUUUAUGACUGUCUUGGUCUCAUAUUGACCAUUUUUUUUUUUGGGGGGGGGUUGAUUCUUGGGGUAUUAGGGUUUUUGGUGAUUUGGGUAAUGUCAAAAAUUGCUUUUUGUGAUAAUUUAGGAUUUGGGUUGUGAAAAUUGAGGAAAGUUUUUGAGGGGUUUUGAAUAGCGGUGAAGAAAGACCCAAGUAGUUAAGUUAGUAGUUGGGAUUUCGGGUUUGUGUUCACGAGAAAAUGUAGGUUUGUCACAAGAAAGUUGCCGAGAAAAUUCAGAUUUUCAACUGCUUUGGUGACUGCUGAUCUCUUUUUUGCUGAUCCAUUUGUGUUUGUCUGGGCUGUACAAAGUUUUUGUUCUGGUUAGAAAGAGAGAGAAUUGAAUUUGAAUUUGCUUUCUUGUUGUUGUUUUUGUUUUCUCUUUUGUGUUUUUGAAAUGAAUCAUUCAGCGGUUGCUGGGGAUCGGAGGGAAGCGGUUGAAGUUACGAAGGACAGGAAUGGAAUUGAUCAGGUUGUGCUUCGAAACCCUCGAGGGGCUUCAGCACAGGUUAGCUUGCAUGGAGGACAGGUUCUUUCAUGGAAGACUGACCGAAGCGAAGAGUUGUUAUUCACAAGUAGUAAGGCGAUUUUCAAGCCCCCAACUGCCGUGAGAGGAGGGAUUCCGAUUUGUUUUCCUCAGUUUGGAAACCGUGGGUCACUGGAGCAACAUGGAUUUGCCCGGAAUAAGAUUUGGGUCAUUGAUGAUAACGCUCCACCUCUGCACACCAACGAUUCUGAUGGCAAAACCUAUGCUGAUUUGCUAUUCAAACCGUCUCAGGAAGAUCUGAAGGUCUGGCCCCAUAGUUUUGAAUUUCGUCUUAGGGUGUCUCUCACUGCUGAUGGCUAUCUCACCAUGAUAUCUCGCAUUAGGAAUAUCAAUUGCAAGCCCUUUAGUUUCUCAUUUGCCUACCAUACCUACUUCUCCGUCUCUGAUAUCAGUGAAGUUAGGGUAGAGGGGUUGGAGACUCUUGACUACCUCGACAACUUAUACCAGAGAGAGCGUUUUACUGAACAGGGGGAUGCCUUAACAUUUGAAUCUGAGGUGGAUCGAGUUUAUCUCAGUUCUUCCGAUGUAAUUGCAGUUUAUGAUCAUGAGAAAAAGCGAACUUUUGUGAUACGAAAGGAUGGACUUCCAGAUGUUGUUUGGAAUCCAUGGGAGAAGAAAUCCAAGUCAAUGGUAGAUUUCGGGGAUGAGGAGUACAAACAAAUGCUUUGUGUUGAUGGGGCAGCAAUUGAGAAACCAAUCACGUUGAAGCCGGGCGAGGAAUGGACCGGCCGGUUGGAGCUGUCAGUCAUGCUCUCAACGUAAGAGACCCGCAAUUGAAAUGAUAUCAAUAUCAAUAAAAACCAGAAAUACAAUGGUACUUUUUUUUACUGUAUUUGGCAUGCAGAAUAAGAACAUGGUUGCAUUAUAAUUUUCAUACCAUGAAAAUGGAAAUUCAUGGAGAUAUAUGUUCCAAUAUUUCUCCAAUUGUCGAAGCAGGGAUAUUCGUUGUGUGUUUCCCUUAGUAGGCAUGAAUUCAACUAUAUAUUGAGUAUGUUGAACCAGACCAAAAAUAUGACUCUAUUUGCUCUGUAUGACUUGUAAUACAUAUUUAUAUGGAAUUUUCCCCACCAGAUAACUGCAAUACAAAUUUGGGUUUUCCGGUGUAAUAAUCAUCAGUAA